This is a messenger RNA of Drosophila ficusphila, 1788 nucleotides long. It is a transcript of the gene Cyp6d2, whose product is annotated as probable cytochrome P450 6d2. Bases 164 to 1702 code for a protein of 512 amino acids. The transcript has 4 exons. Gene Ontology annotation, molecular function: monooxygenase activity; heme binding; iron ion binding. The record is from RefSeq and is a predicted model, not a curated record. NCBI's taxonomy places the organism in Eukaryota, Metazoa, Arthropoda, Insecta, Diptera, Drosophilidae.
UACUUAUCGGGAGACUUUAUGUCUAUAUAAAAACAAAUAGCAGCCAGUACAAUUCUGCAGUUUGAAAAGUGUACAUUGAAGAGUUUCGCUAGAUUUCAUCACUAUUAGAAAUUGAAUUUUUUUCUAUUUUGAAAGUGGUACAUUUAAUAAACCAUCCAUUAAUAUGUGGGUUUUAGUAUUGCUGAUCCUUUGCCUGGGAUUGCUAUAUAAAUAUGUGAGGCAUCACUAUACUUACUGGCAAAGAUUGGGAGUGGACGAGGAGCCGGCCAAAAUUCCCUUUGGAGUAAUGGACACUGUGAUGAAACAGGAACGCAGUUUGGGAAUGGCUUUGGGAGAUAUUUACGCCCGGCAUGAGGGAAAAAUCGUAGGAAUUUAUAUGAUGAACAAAAGGAGUAUCCUGGUACGGGAUGCUCAACUGGCUCGUCAAAUAAUGACCAGUGAUUUCGGAAGCUUUCACGAUCGUGGAGUUUACGUGGAUGAGGAUAAGGAUCCGCUAUCCGCCAAUCUUUUCAACCUGCGAGGAGCCUCCUGGAGGAAUCUUCGGCAGAAACUUACUCCCUCGUUCUCCUCCGGAAAAAUAAAGGGAAUGUUCGGCACAAUCGAUGAUGUGGGUGAUAAACUGGUGCAACAUCUCGAAGGAGUUUUGGACCAGAGUGAUGAAGUGGAGAUCAAAGAUGUUAUGACCACCUAUGCAGUGGACAUAAUUGGAUCGGUGAUUUUCGGCUUGGAAAUCGAUAGUUUCAGCAAUCCGGAAAACGAGUUCCGUGAAAUAAGUAGUUCGGCGAAUAGGGAUAAAUCUCUGCUGCUCAAGAUCCACAAUAUGUCCAUGUUCAUAUGCCCACCGAUUGCCAAGCUGAUGAACCGUUUGGGUUAUGAGAGUCAUAUUUUGACUUCCCUACGUGACAUGAUGCAGCGAACCAUAGAAUUUAGGGAGCUCCACAACGUUGUACGCAAGGACAUGUUGCAAUUGCUUAUUCGGCUGCGAAACACGGGUAAGAUCGGCGAGGACGAUGAUCAAGUUUGGGACAUCGAAACUCCACGGGAAGAGCUCAAGUCGAUGUCCAUCGAGAAGAUUGCGGCACAGGCAUUUCUGUUCUACGUGGCUGGAUCGGAAUCCACUGCUGCAGCCUCCGCUUUUACUCUUUACGAAUUAUCCAUGUAUCCUGAGCUUUUGAAGGAAGCUCGCGAGGAGGUGGAUGCAGUGCUGCGAAAGCACAACCUGAAGCCAAAGGAUAAGUUCACCUACGAGGCGGUGCAGGAUUUUAAGUUCUUGGACCUCUGCAUCAUGGAAACCAUUCGUAAAUAUCCUGGUCUUCCCUUCCUGAAUCGCGAGUGCACUGAGGAUUAUCGAGUUCCCGGGACCGAUCACAUUAUAACCAAGGGAACACCCAUACUGAUUUCUCUCUUUGGUUUGCAACGUGAUCCUGCGUAUUUCCCCAAUCCCAAUGGCUACGAUCCCCAUCGUUUUGAUGCGGAUAACAUGAACUAUGUUCAGGCAGCUUAUAUGCCAUUUGGAGAGGGUCCCAGGCACUGCAUAGCUCUUCGAAUGGGAAAGGUAAACUCCAAGGUGGCAGUGGCCAAAGUUUUAGCCAAUUUCGAUAUCAAGCAGUCUCCCCGCAAGGAAGUUGAGUUCCGCUUCGAUGCUGCUCCGGUUUUGGUGACCAAGGAUGCUCUGAAAAUUCGUUUGACCAAGAGAAAGUAAUAAUUGAAGUAGCAUACUAUAUCCUUUAAAGCCAUAAAAACAUUUAUUUAAAAUUUUAAUUACAAAUAAACUAAAACUAUAUCGUA